Amphimedon queenslandica is the source of this 20739-nucleotide messenger RNA. RefSeq lists its product as uncharacterized. The coding region runs from base 93 to 20693 and encodes 6866 amino acids. NCBI's taxonomy places the organism in Eukaryota, Metazoa, Porifera, Demospongiae, Haplosclerida, Niphatidae. Gene Ontology annotation, biological process: proteolysis. The record is from RefSeq and is a predicted model, not a curated record. The transcript is spliced from 9 exons. Gene Ontology annotation, molecular function: serine-type endopeptidase activity.
UUGAUGUCUUGCAUUUCCAGGCAUUUCAGUUCAGGAAAUUAAGUGGCCCUGCUUUUAUUAAUGAAGGGCAGCAAAGCAUUUACACUGUCCUAAUGGAUGGACCUCCUGAUACAGAUGUUACUCUGGAUCUUGCAACAGAAGUUGAUGGAUACAUAAAAACGUUGACUGAAAGGUUGACAUUCAACUCAUCCAAUUGGAAUGAAACUCGUGAAAUAUACAUAUUUGGUGUUGAUGAUGACGUCAUACGAUACUCUCCGUAUGGUGGAAUACUUAACAUAAAUUCCUCAAGCAGCAAUGUAUCUUAUGCUGCAACUGCUAAUCUGACGCUACUAGUAUCAGAUACUGAUAACUCUGGUGUUAUCAUUGUCAUGAAGGAGAGGUACCCAUUUCCUCCAGAUAUCCCCGAGGGAAGAUGGGCAGUGUAUGAAGUUACUCUCCCAAGCACUCCAACCCACUCUGUUACUAUAACUUUUCACUCACUCUCUCCUCGAGUGUCCCUUGGACCAUCUACCAUGACAUUUGAGCCUCAUAAUUGGAACGUGGCUCAAGAUCUAGUUAUUUAUGCAUUAGAGGAUACCCUCAAUCUUCCUUCCCCGUAUCCUGCAUCAUUCAACAUGAGCCUCUCUAGUGUCGACAAUAAUUUCAACAAAUAUCCUGUACCUGAUUUUAAUGUCACUGUUGAAGACAAUGAUGAAGAUGAAGCUGUCCUUUCUGGUACACUAGUCUGGAAGAAAGUCCCAAGCGGUUACCCGAGGACAAUGGCAGUGUUCACUCUAUCCCUUACUCUCUCCAGAAGCUACUAUGGACAAUACUCCAUUGGUAGUGAGGUCAGUAUGCCAGGGAUGCUCAUGUUUGGAGAUGACAGUGAGACAGACCAGCUCAUAAUGACAGUACAUGGAGUCAGUGAGAGAGAUGAGUACAUUGUUGCUGAAGGAACUGUGUCACAUUUAUAUCCCAUGGCCCAUCAGUAUGGAUCUCCUUGGGAAGCUGUGUAUGAAUACUGCUGCAGAGGCAAGGCACUACAGAAUAACAGACAAACAAAGCUAGCCCUUUCUGUGACAGUUGAUCUCAGUUAUCCUUCCUCUCCUCUUGUGCCAUCUCUUUCCAUUGUUCACUUGAUGUCCUCAAGCAAUGGAGACCAGUCCUUUUACUAUCCUGCUCUAUCUCCAUCGGAGAACUCUCUCUUCUUCUCUUUUGGUAGUCCGAUUGACUACCGAUCAAUACAAGCAGGGCCUCCUCAGGGCUUGCAUAUAGUACCUGUUACUGGUCAAGUGACUUGGAACACUGAACACGUGGUCCCUGGGGACUAUAGUGCACAAGUUAUCACACAGGAUGUGGAAACUGGCCUCAGGGUUGCCGCUGAAUUAAGGAUUAGAGUUUCGUCUGGUACCCGUCCUGUUAUUCCAGACCUUAGCAAUGCAGUCCCAUUUGAUGUCCUUUAUGUGAUGCAAGGAACUCAAGUUAAUUCCUCUUAUUUUAUCAAUGGAGGUCAAUCUGUUACAUUCGUCUCUCCUGUACCUAAUGGUCUUAUUGCUUAUGUUACUGAGAACAAUACUCUGACAGUGCAAUGGAAUGUAUCAUCAGUGCAGUCUGAGGGUCCUCUUAUAGUUUGUUUGUCUGUACUUGCUGAUAAUACUUCAUCUGUUCCUCUUUGUCUCUCGUACAUUGUACAACCAGGAGCCAAUGAGGAAUUUUCCCUUGAUUUCAAUGGCCCAGCUGUGCCUGGCAGAGUUUACCACCAGUCCUACGUACACGGACUUGAUGGGCGUGUACCUCUCACCUCUCUCCUCGUCGAGAGCUCACUCCCACCCACUCAAAUAAUUAAACACAUGACUCUAUACUUUGCAUCCUACUAUGACAGUACUAACGAGACACUUGAAGUGUUGCAGUACUCACACCCAUCAUUAUCAGUUGCUUAUGAAAACCCUCCACUUAAUCCAGCCUCUCCUCAAGUGCUGUAUGUUACUGGGGACUCUCCUCUCUCAGUUUACCUCCAGUUCUUACAACAUGUUUAUUACUCUAACAGAAAAGGUCUACCAACUAUUGGUCAUCGUCUUAUAUUAGUUAGACUGUAUGCUGAUAGCAGCAGGAGUAACUCGCUGGUCAAUUCCUAUGUUAACAUGUCUGUUAGUGUACAUAACCAUGCUCCAGUGGUUGCUACUAAUGGAAAUGAAGAGUCUUACACUAAUAGAUACUAUCCUAACAAUGAACCAGUUUCAGUUCUUAACCCAACAGGAGCUAGUGUAAGAGAUACUGACAGUCAGUACAUACACAAUGCUACAGUGACUCUUAACAAUCCACUGGAUGGGCCCCAUGAGUCACUACUAGUGACUUACAAGACUCCAGAGAGACAAAACCAACCAAUUGUCGUUGAGGGAUUGGGUCUCUCCAUUCCUUUUGGCCUCUUGUUUUCAGGUGAAAGAGUCCCUGAAGUAUCUCACACACUCAGUGUAGCUAGUACUGGACUGGUGAGUGAUGUUAGUGUGAUUAUUGACAUCAAGCACUCGUGGGUUGGUGAUCUAAUGCUAGAGCUAGUUCAUGGUCAUCGAACAGUCCUCCUAGUACUGAGUCCAGGGGGUCCCUCAUGCCCUCGUGAUGAUCUACACACAACAACGUUUGAUACUGAAUCCUCUGGAGAUUUGUUCCUUUCCAAGAGCUCAGUUUCUCCUGGUCUGUGUCAGUUCCAAACUCAAGGCUACUUUUCUUCAGAUGAGUCUCUUAAAAGUUUCUCCGGUGAUCCAAUUGAAGGUGACUGGACUCUUCGUAUCACUGACUUGCUUACCGGUAGGGACAACGGUCAACUGGAUGGAUGGGGUCUUGUUAUACGACCUGAAGAGACACACCUAAUUGUUUCGUCCCCUCCAGUCUCUCCUGUCAUUACAGUAAGAGGGAGAGAGGAGAGGAUCCAUUACAGAGAUGUAACAGCUGACGGUCGUAUCACAGACCUAUCAGUCAGCCUCCAUCUUACUUCUCCAUUCACAUCUUCACUCUCGUACUUGCCAACACUGAAACUGGUCCAUCCUGAUGGCACCAUCAUAACACUAUCAACCCAAGACUAUCCUCUUUGUGCUUAUGGGAACUUCUCUUACAUCAUUUUUGAUGAUAGAGCAUCCAGUGAUAGUAACUACACUGACUAUUCCUGCCUUUCCUUGUAUGAAGCUAAUGAAACCUCUAGCGGAGAGUUCUCCUCAAGUGCCAGCGGAGGGUACAAUUUCAGUUCUGGUUCUGGAUCUGAGUUUUCACAGUAUCUCCCAACACUUGAUGACAUAAUUGAUCUCAAUAUACCGAUACCAUUGAAGAGGUCGCUAGUGGACAAUCUUGCUCCACGGUCGCCGUUGUCUCUCCUUCGUGGCAAGCAACUCAGUGGACGCUGGACGCUUGUCAUAUCCAGUGAACAAGAGGCAAGUGUAGUUGGAUGGACGCUACAUAUUGCAAGGGAACCAAACAUUGAUCAUCAUUAUAAUCCAGUGACUGGGGUCCUUAGUCUAACUGGUUUAGACUCUCCUGCCAGUUACCAGGCAGUCCUCAGUUCUGUCGUGUACAAUAAUAACAAAAAAUGGCCUAAUUUCUCUGAGGAGAGAAGACUAGUCACAGAAUUGCAUGAUGGUCAUACUCAUUCCAAUGCCACCCUGCCUCAGUCUCAUUCCUAUAUCAUUGUCCAUCACAUCAUCAUUGAUCUUGAUCCUCUUAACAUCACGCCCGCAUCAACUCCUAACUAUUACACUAAAUUCCAAGAGCACAGUCCUUCUAUUCCACUCUUAGACCCCAGCAAUGCUGUAUUGACUGACGGUGGGUUUUCAGAGGGUCUGUACUCACUCAUCAUAACAGUGAGGAAUUAUUCUAAUUUCAAUAUGGAGGGGGUCUUGGUUAAUGAGUCACUGGUAGAGAUUGAGCAGCUCCACAGUAAACAAUAUGUCACAAUCAAUGAAAAUGAUGAUGACGUCCUCAUUCUUAAUAUCUCUACUUCAGUUCCUCGAGCUAUUGAGGUUUUUGAGAGAGUUCUACGGACAGUCGAGUACUAUAACGAUGCAGAGGAGCUCUUUGGGAUCUCUCGUGGCAUAGAAUUUAAAGUUUAUGAUUUAGCUAAUGGUAAUCAGUUUAUCAGCAGUGUCGCUACUGCAGCUGUUGAUUUUGUAUUUACUAACGAUCCUCCGGUCCUGAUAUUGAAUCCAGUCAGUCCAGGGGCUCCGUAUGUAGUGUAUUACGAUGAAGGAGAGGGUGAGGCAUUACUGACUAAUGACUCUUUGAUAUCUCUAACUGAUAAUGACGAUGAGUACCUCCAGUCUGUUACCAUUAGUAUAACUAACCCAUAUGACACUGUCAAUGAGUACCUUGAUAUUGAUGAGUAUAUCAUAGACACUACAAACAUCAGGUACUCUUAUAAUUUAUCAUCUAAUACACUUCUUUUGUAUGGCGAGGACACGCUGGAUAAUUAUACAGCUGUCCUAGGGAGUGUAACGUACAAUAACACAGUCCAUAGUCCUGGUAAUCCUGACCCUACUACUAGAGUUGUCAGCUUUGUUCCUUUUGAUGGGACUAAUAAUGGCCGACCUGCUUUUACGCUCAUAUCGUUCAUGAGCAUCAAUGAUGCUCCGUUUGGAGACCUUAACGGUUUUAAGGUACCCGGUAUUGAUAAUAACGUCACAUUUAUUGAGGAGAGAGGUCCUAUACCACUUCUUGAUCCUGACUCGUUCAUCAUGGAUGUUGAUAAUGUCACUUUGAGUUAUAUAUCAGUUCGUAUCAUUAAUCCAAUGGAUGGUCCUAAUGAGAUAUUGAGAGUUAGUAAUGUAAGCGAGAGAUCACCUGAUUCAACUAGAGAUGUGGUAAUCACUCUUAAUUACUUGCCCCAAGUUGUGUUUGAUUCCGAAUCGUCACUCCUCACCAUUUCUGGCCUCAAAACUGUGUAUGAGUAUCAAGAAGUCUUGAAGACUCUAUCGUAUAAUAACAUUGCUGAUGAGCCUGACCAGACUGAAAGAACUAUUGAGAUAAUUCUCAAUGAUGGUCUCCUUGAUUCUGAUCCACUUUACGUUGGAAUCAGGAUGGAACUGAUCAACGAUUCACCAUAUUUCAAUGACACAGCAUCACCAUUUAGACCACAUAUCAAUGAAGAUGUCUUUAUUGAUGAUAAUACUGGCAUCAAUCUCUUUGAUUUGAGUUAUCUCAUUCUUGACGAUGAUAUUGAUUCAGUCCCAGGUAUAGCCAUUAUAUCCAUUGACAGUUCUAACGGUCAAUGGCAGUACUCUUUAUACCCUCAAACAGCAAACUGGAGUGACAUACGUACGCCUCUAUCUCUAUCUAAUGCCCUCACACUUUCAGCUGGAGCAACCACUAGUUCCCGCCUUCGUUUCCUACCUAAUAGAGACUACAACGGAGUGGCUAGCUUUAGGGUAGUAGCGUGGGAUGGUACUGAUCUUCCUAUUGGUAGCUAUACUAAUGCUCUCUCUCACUCAUUGAUAGACUCAUACAGUUAUGCUACUGUACAUAUCAAUCUAACUGUUGUACCUGUUAAUGAUGCGCCUGUGUUGCAUGAGGUUCUGCUCAACUUUACAUCGAUUGAUGAAGAUGAUUACAACUCGACUGGCGAUACUAUACUCAGUCUGCUCCAGUUUGCUUACGAUGUUGAUAUACCUUUGCAACAGAAUGAACUAGGACUUGCAAUAACAGGAGCCGAUGGAGACAAUGGCCUCUGGCAGUAUAGUCAUGACGGUGGAGCCUCUUGGACUGAGUUUGGGUCUGUUAGCGGAGAGCAUGCUUUGUUAUUAAGAAGUCUACCUGAAGAGAGUCAGAGGAUCAGAUUUGUUCCUAAUAAGGAUUACAAUGGUUUGGUCAGCAUCUCUUUCAAGGCAUGGGAUCUGAGCUAUGACGGAUUGAUCAAUGAUAAUGAUACCAACAAUGAUUCGAUUUUAGAAUCUGGUUCUGGCUUAAUGUCUGGAUCAGGAUCAGAUUUGUUGAUGUCAGAAUCAAACAAAACCAAUCAACUCCCAACCUAUGUCGAUACUUCUCUCUCUGAUCCUGUGAUUGGUCCGAUUAGCGUUAACACUACAUCAGCUACGAUCUUUGUUGAGCCGAUCAAUGAUUCACCAGUUAUCAGAGAGGGUAUGGCCAUGAUGCUGAUCAAAGAAGAUAUUGCUAUUGAGAGGAAUCACGGUACAAAAGUUGCUAACAUCAUCACAUACAGUGAUCAGUAUUACAACGAUGUUGAUGCUUAUCCUGAAAGAGGACUUGCGGUAAUACACGUGAACAAUCAGUAUGGUGUAUGGCAGUAUACUUGUGAUUCACCCAGUAAUUAUUCCAGCUGGAGAGACUUUAUUGGUGACAUACACUAUGGAGUCAUAGUCCCACCUCUGCCUCUCAAAGAGAAAGCAACUCUUUUAGCUGCUACCUGCUCAAUAAGGUUUCUACCACAGACCCAUUUUAAUACAGAACUUGAUUAUGUCAAUAACCCAAGACCACUCUCAGACACUCCGUACAUAAUAGUUCAUGGUUGGGAUAACACUGGACUGACUCAAGGUCUCUCUGGUACGUAUGGUAAUGAUGCUACUUACGCCAAUAACUCAAUCACUAAUGAAUACAGCUCUGAUAGUAUAAUCGUACGCAUUAGUAUCCAGUCAGUUAAUGAUGUCCCUAUAUUGUUCCUUAGCAAUGAGACUACACCAUCUUUCUCAACUGUUUUCUACGAAGACCUUCCAUCAAUCUCUGCCGUAGGUGAAGACCUGACACUCAUUGAUAAUGAUCACGAUAGACUUGUUAGUGCUACCAUUACCAUAUAUGGUGGUAUUGAGGAGUCUCCUUUCAACGAGACUGAAGUGAAUGAGUUUAUUGAGUUGAGGAGACAAGAAGUGAGCACUGAUGAUAUGGUAUUUAUGGGCAGCGGAAGUGGAGGGAAUUUCUCUAACGCAACAAGCUUACCUCCUGAUCCAGUCCAACUGCAAUAUAUUGAGUAUCUUCAGUUGUAUGUUCUGAAUAAGAGCAAUCCUACACCAGAGGAGCUCUAUUGUGCUGGAUUGAGUGAGAGAAAGGAAGAGUUGUUUAUCACUACGCUAUACACUGAUCUUGUGACUGAAAUAACAAGCUGGUGUCCAUUUUCAGUUACCAUAUACACUAACCCAGACUAUGGCCUGCCCGAUACUGAUAAGACCCAGUUCCAAAAGGUACUCAGAACUGUCCGAUACAACAACAGCAUUCAAGAACCUAUUGGAGACUACAGGACCAUAUCAUUUGUGGUAUCUGAUGGGGUUGGUGACAGCAUUACUGUGAAUACCACCAUCUUUAUUGAGCACAUCAAUGAUGCACCUAUACUGGACAUCAAUGACUACAUUCCUGAUGUUAACAAUUAUGUUGUAUACACAGAAGGGGACGUACCUGUGAUCCUUGCUAAUUACUCUGGUCUCAGGCUUGUUGAUUUUGAUAACUUGUAUCUUCAAAGUGCCACCAUUACAUUACUAAUUGCACCGGAUACGGUAAACGAGACUCUAUCUGCUGACACCACAGGGACUAACAUUAAUAUGACUUAUACUAAUUAUACAUUGUAUCUAACUGGUAAUGAUACUGUUGAGUCUUAUGCUGAAGUCCUUGCUACUGUCACUUACACUAAUACAUAUGCAUAUCCUGGUCAUCCUGAUGAGACAAUGAGACAGAUUGAGUUUGUUGUGUCCGAUGGUGACCGCUCAAGCUCUCCAGCUCUUUGCUUUGUGACUUUUAUUGGAGUAAACGAUCGUCCAAAUAUCGACGUAAAUGGGGAUGCUUUUGGCCGCAAUUACACGACACAGUUUCGUGAAGAGGAAGGACCUGUAUCAGUUGCCAGUCCUUUCACAAUAUUGACUGAUGUUGACAACGUCACUUUGGAGUAUGUCACCGCAAGGAUACUUAACCCACUGGAUGGUAGACUGGAGUCUCUGGAUGUGGACUCCAUAGUCCUUGAGAGGGUCAUUGAAAAGAAAUAUGAUAGUUUUGAGAAGGUUGUUGAAGUGACUAAUCUGGUACCGAAUGUCACUUAUAAUAGUACCAGUGCUACUCUACACAUAUCAGGUCUUGAUAGCGUGUAUGAGUAUAAGCUUAUUCUCAGAACCAUCACCUAUAAUAAUCUUGCCGACGAGUUUAUGAGGCCUCCUCGCAUUAUCGAGUUCAUUGCAAGUGAUGGAGUGUUGGAGAGCUUCCCUGCUUAUACACAUGUAGACAUGAUACCUAUUAAUGACUCACCGUUCUUUAAUAAUGUACCUAUCAUAGUUCCUCACAUUAGAGAAGAUGAAACAGACAGCGAGGGAGAGAGCGUCUCGGCCAUUGCUUCUCCUCUUAUUGAGGAUGAUGACUCACUGUAUGAACCAAUCACUAAAGGUAUUGCUGUUGUGAAUACUGAGAACACUAAUGGUGUCUGGCAAUACAAACUAAAUGGAUCAAGUGUCUGGAAUGACUUCCCUCCAAAUACAUCUUACACAAGGGCUGUAUUGCUAACUGCAACAAAUGAGAAUUUCAUUCGUUUUGUACCCAAUAAAGAUUUUAAUGGUAACUCUAGCCUUACGUUUGUUGCAUGGGAUACAGUGGAUGAACUCCCUGAUGGUCAUGUUCGUGUAGCACUCACUAACGAUAGUACUGAUCCAUUCAGCUCAGAGUCGAGGAGCCUAUUGGUAGUAGUAAUGCCUGUUAAUGAUGCACCUGUCCUUAAUACAUCUGUUACCAUAGUCCUCCCACCAAUUCUUGAAGACGAUGUUAUCGAUCGUCCUUCCCUUGGGGUUGACGUCUCAGUCUUUCUACCAGCUCUAUUAGAUGAUGUAGAUCAGCCCAUUGACUCUCAUGAGUUUGGUAUUGCCGUAGUGAGUGCUGACCAGAGCAAUGGCUACUGGCAGUUCAGUACUGAUCAGGGCACCUCCUGGUCUAACAUGUCAUCUCCUUCACCAAGCAGUGCUCUGGUAUUAAGAACUGAGCCUUAUGGCACACACAGAGUGAGGUUCGCCCCUAGACUGAAUUACAAUGGUGACACAUCGCUUCAGUUUAAACUCUGGGACAUGAAUGAUACCUAUCCCAGUGGCCAGCAAGGCGUGAACACUGAGACCACUGAUAGUGUUACUGGUACGUUUAGCAGGGGCACUGGCACUGCUACACUUGACAUUGAGCCUGUGAACGAUUCACCAACCCUGGACCCUGGCCCUGUAUUCCCUGAUAUAGAAGAAGACUAUAGCAAUUUCAAUAAUCUGGGUACAUAUGUGAGUGUCAUUACUAACUUUGUGUAUAAUGAUGUUGAUGGAACUGAUGAUGUUGGCGUGGCUGUGGUUGGCAUUAACAGGACAUAUGGUGAAUGGCAGUACACUUGUGACGGGCUGAUAGGGACAAGAUGGCUACAUUUCAUCGGUGGGCAUCAAUUUGGUCAGAUUGCUCCAAGGGAACCAUUACCAGAGAGAGCCACUCUACUACUGGACACCUGUCGUAUUAGGUUUGUCCCACAGGAGAAUUUUAACUCACAGUUUGAUGAAAAUGGUGAUCCAAGGCCAGCCUCCGACACUCCAUACAUAGAGAUAAAGGGUUGGGAUAACACUGGAUCAACUAACGGGUUUAACCUGCGUUAUGGUAUUGACACAACCACUGGUAAUCACACUGAUUCAUUCAGUAGAGAAAUUGAGCGUGUUAAUAUCACAGUAACAUCAAUCAAUGAUAGACCAGUAUUGAAUCUCAAUGGGACUCAAAGUGACUAUCAAACGACCUUUACUGAGACCUGGCCUAAAGGCACAGUAGUCCCUGUACAAGUUGUUGACCCACUUACCUUUAAUCUAACUGAUGUGGACAAUAACCGCCUCGUCAAAGCAAUUAUAUACUUUGAACAGUAUGAUGAUUUCCAUGAGAGCUUGAUUAUCAAUGUUACUGGCACUGGACUCAAUUACACCAUUAUGUAUGAGGGAUCUCUAUAUGUACUUACACUAAAGCCACUCUCUGGUAACAGUGCUCCUAUUGAAGACUUUCGAAGUUCAAUAAAGACACUGCAGUAUCAGAACACUGCCGAAGAGCCUAACUCGACUAGUCGUGUCGUUAUAUUCCGUAUUGAUGAUUUUGAUUCAUUCUCAUCUACUUCAAGGAGUACGAUACUGAUUGAGCUAGUCAAUGAUCCACCUGACAUUGACCUCAAUGUAUUCUUGAAUGGAACUUAUAAUCUUGUUAAUUACACGGAAGGACAGGGCCCUGCAUUGUUAUUAGAUGAAGAUGAUCUCUCUCUUACUGAUAAUGAUAACACCAGUUUCUAUAGCAUCAGUGUUGUACUCAAUGCUAAUCCUGACGGUCAGUAUGAAACACUUUCUGCUAAUAGCAGUGACACUAACUUAACCACCAGUUAUUCCAAUGGUACCUUACUUAUACAAGGUCCAGGAUCAGUGUCUGAUUUUAUUAGUGUCUUGCUAACAGUCUCUUAUAAUAAUUCACUGUCUCAUCCUGGCUCUCCAUCAGAUGAUACUCGUGUCAUUGAUGUCAUUGUCAGUGAUGGAUUGAAUGUAUCUUCAGCUCCUGUCUAUCUAUCAUUCACUGCUGUCAAUAACAGACCAAUACUGGAUCUCAACGGUAAUGACACCGGGUUUGAUUUCAGGACAAAGUUCUAUGAAGAGGAGGGACCAGUAGCAGCUGUAGACCAGGACAUGAUACUCAUUGAUAUUGAUAAUGAUACUCUUGAGUACGUAAUGGUUGUCAUCAGCAAUCCACUGGAUGGCUCCCACGAGAGACUAUGGGUAAGGAACGUUACUGAAUAUAUUGGAAACCCUCUGGGCCUCCAUUACUCUGUGUGGAACUUUAGACCCAAACAAUAUUACAAUUAUACUAAUAGUACCCUCUUCAUCACUGGACUGGAGUCAGUCUAUGAGUAUCAACAGGUUCUUAAGACUCUUACUUACAAUAAUUCAGCUGAUGAGCCUCAGAAUGAGACUAGAGUUCUAUCCUUCUUUGUAUCUGAUGGUCUUAGUAUCAGAUCAGGUGUUAAGACUGAUAUUGAUAUCAUUAACAUCAAUGAUUCACCUUAUAUCAACCAAUCAGUGAUACCGUAUCACCCUAUCACUUACGAAGAUAUUAACAAUAAUUCUAAUAUUGGUUGGUCACUGAAAGCCAUUACAACUGGUCUCAUCCUUGAUGAUGAUGCUAAUCAUAAAGAAGGUGUUGCCAUUGUUGCCCUUGACAGCAGAUAUGGUCACUGGGAGUACACUACUAAUUAUAAAGAGGAUGAAGGAGAGAGUGGAUCCGGUGGAAUCAUUGAUUCAAUCAUAUCAUAUAUCAGUGGAUCUGGUAAUGAUUUUACUGGAUCAGGUGAGAUCAGUGGAUCAGGUCAAGUCAGUGGAUCAGGUGAAAUCAGUGGAUCAGGUGAAAUCAGUGGAUCAGGUCAAGUCAGUGGAUCAGGUGAAAUCAGUGGAUCAGGUGAAACCAGUGGAUCUGGCUCAGUCUCAUUACAGACCAAUUGGUAUCCUUUACCAGUCAAUACUAGUCUAUCUUAUGCAACCGUACUUAGAGUCAAUGGGGAUGCCAAUAGAUUGCGUUUUGUACCACACAAAGAUUUCAAUGGUAAUGUAUCAUUCUCAUUUGUUGCAUGGGACACAACUGAUCAUCUCAGUGAUGGAUCUAUAACCAAUGCCACCUCUGUCUCUAGAACUGAUCCCUUCAGCUCUGAGACUGUGACCACAACAGCCACAGUGUCCCCAGUCAAUGAUGUCCCAUUAUUGUCCAAUGAUACGGUAUCAUUAAUGAGUAUAUUGGAAGAUGACAUUAACUCUGUUGGUAAUGAUGUAGUAUUAUUGACUAGUGGGAUCACAGAUAUUGACACCAGUGAUCAGAUAUAUGGUAUAUCAAUCAUCGAGACUGAUUCAGAUAAUGGCACAUGGCAGUACACUACUGAUGGAGGCAACACUUGGAACAGCCUCUCUUCUGAUAUAUCUCCUGAAAACUCACUCCUUAUCAGCUCUCAUCCUCCUGGUAUGAACAAAAUCAGGUUCAUACCAUAUCAAGACUUCAACGGCAAUGUUAGUAUAACAUUCCUAGCAUGGGAUUUGACAUCAGGUCAAGCUAGUGGCACUGAAGGUGCUGAUGUUAGCACCAGUGAUCCUAUCACUGGGCCUGUUAGUACUACAUCAGUUAAAGCUGUACUCUACAUUGAACCUGUGAAUGAUUCUCCAGUCAUAAGAGAGGGAAUGAGUCUAAGCACUAUAAUCGAAGAUUAUCCUGUUAGUGAAAACGAAGGCGAUACUGUAGCUUAUAUUGCUAAUGGUCUUUAUUACACUGACGUUGACGACUCCUCUCAGACUGGCCUGGCUGUUGUUGGUGUUGAUGUUCGUAAUGGGGUCUGGCAGUACAAGUGCAAAGGAAGCUGGAAUACUUUCAUUGGAGAUUACAUAUACGGCAUAGUCAUUCCUCUUCACCCACGUCCAGAGAAAGCCACUCUUCUCUCCUCUGAUUGUAGGAUACGUUUCCUACCAAACUACCUCUUCAACUCAAUGCAGUACCUUGAUGGUAUGCCACGCCCACUUUCUGAGACUCCAUAUAUAAUUGUGCGUGGGUGGGAUAACACAGGAUUGAGUCAUGGGCUGAGUGGUCGUUAUGGUAUUGACACUACUUAUAAUAAUGACAGUAUUUUGAAUGAGUUCAGUAGCGAUACCGAGAGAGUCACCAUUACUGUAUCUAGUGUUAACAAUCUUCCUGUCCUCAAGAUUACAAGUGAAGGAGAUGGAGAAAGCUACUCAGUUCUGUUCACCGAAGAUGAUCCAUACGUUAGAAUAGUUGAUCCCGAAUCAGUCUCAAUCACUGAUCUUGAUCACAUUAAUCUCAAAUCAAUCACUGUGAUCAUUGAGAAUGUCUAUGACGAUGAGGAUGAGAUCUUGAGUCUGAUAAUACCCAGUAAUGUAUCUGACAUCAACUAUAAUGACACAAUGGGUAUUGUUAGUGUCAGUAACGGCAAUGAGACUGAAGUCUUAAGAGUGACUAGAGAGUCCUCUUUCAAUGAUUCUUUUCUCCUCCUUGAGUCAGAGUACCCUGGUGUCAAGGUAUCUCUUGAGUCGUAUGCUAAAGUUCUCCAGUACAUAGUGUACAUUAAUACUCACACAGAGCCUGUUAAUGAAACCCGUUUGAUUCGUUUCCAUGUUAACGACAGCGAAGGUACCAAUUCAAAUGUAACAACUAGCGUUGAGUAUAGAUUACUGGCUGAGAAUCACCCAAUACUGAAAACCUACCUCUACCAGAUCUUGUUUACUGAGGGGGAGGCUUCACCCAUUCCUCUUGUGUCUAGUAACUUGAGUCUGACUGAUCUUGAUCAUAACGAGUUCUUUUAUAUUGCUAGUGUCAGGAUGAACUUGUCUCCAGUGCCAAUCAGUAGCGAAGAGUACUUAUCUGUUAAUAUUAGUCCCUCUGAUGGGCUCACUCAGCAUUAUAAUCCUCUCAAUGGAGUAUUGUUAAUAACAGGACCAGCACCAGUUCAUGUCUACCAGUCAGUAUUGAGAACUGCAGUCUAUCACAAUACCAUUGAGGAACCACCUCCUGGUCAAAGGACAGUUACUAUACGAGUCACUGAUGCUCAUAAUCUCCGUAGUAACACUGAGACCGUUACUAUUGAUGUUAGUGUCAUUAAUGAUAGGAUCCCUAUCAUUCAAACUCUUGAAGAGCCUUUUGAAUACCUUGAGCACCUAAUGGAGACUAAUCCAAUCCCUCUCCUGAUAUCAAAUGGUUUAUUAGUAUCUGAUGCUGACAGUGGAGACUUGCCUCUACACUCUAUCACUAUUGAGUUGACUAAUCCUCUGAAUGAGGCCAUGGAAGAGGUACUCAGUGUACAACCAGCCACUGGUAUAAGAGCAAGCUACGUUAACUACACAUUGAGUCUUACAGGCCCAGCCAGUGUUUCUUAUUUCCAACAAACUCUCUCGACUCUCACAUAUGUAAACCUAGCAGAAGAACCAAUAAUGGAAGAGAGAGUCAUAGAACUGAUAGCAUACGAUGGGAUCCAUUACAGCAAUGUGUCUAUCAUUAGUAUUGAUAUUAUGCUGCUCAAUGAUGCACCUGUCAUUGAUUUGAAUGGACCUAGUGGUAUAGAUGUCAAUUACAUGAUAGAAUACACGGAGGGAAGUGGGCCAGUAUCCGUAGUCAAUGAGUCAGAUCUCAUCAUAUAUGAUAAUGAUAAUGACUACCUCACAGGUCUCCUAGUCGUCAUUGAGAAUCCUUUUGAUGCACCAAAUGAAAUACUAGCUGUAUCUAUACCAACCAAUUACACUGUCAUAAGAAGCAGUUACAAUACAAGUAGUGGAGUAUUGACACUGUCUGGUAAUGCUACUGUGGCUGAAUAUGAAGAAAUAAUAAGGACAAUCACUUACAGCAAUAACGAGGCUCUUCCUGGACAUCCUAAUACUACCAUGAGAAGGAUAAGAUUCAAUGUUUUUGAUGCUAAUAACUCGAGUAGACCAGCAUUUACUUUCUUGACAUUCUCAUCAGUCAAUGAUCCACCAAUGAUUGAUCUCAAUGGAGACUCACCUGGUGUCAAUUACAGUGUAGUUUUCAUUGAAGAAGGCUCACCAGUCUACCUCACUGAUCGUAACAUUACACUAGUUGAUGUUGAUAGCUCCAUCAUUUCGGAAGUGAGGGUUCUCAUUUUGAAUUGUCUUGAUGGAGACCUUGAGGACUUGAGUCUUGAUGACGACAGCAAGCUACCCCCACUCCUCACUGCUAUGAUGAGCCAAGCAUGCGAAUUUACAAUCAGUGGCUCUGGCACUGCGGAAGAAUUCCAAAAUACACUGAAACUCUUAACAUACUCUAAUAAUGCUGAUGAGCCUCAGUAUUCCCCUAGACUCAUUGAGAUAACAGCUGAUGAUGGUUUUAAUAGGAGCAUACCAGUAUAUACCAGUGUGACCAUUCUACCUGUUAAUGAUCCACCCACUCUACAGAUUGCAUCGGGAUCCUUUACUUACGGGGUCAAUGUAGGCGUGUCUGAUGGAGAAGCUCCCAAUGUUCCAGACCCAGGUUUUGGUUCAGGAUUCUCAUCCUCUGGUUCUGGAAUGUCAGGAUCUGGAUCUGGCGAUAUUGAUUCACCAUUGUCUAAUGCAUCAGCCCUGGGAUCAGGUGAUGAACCAAUGAUGACACAAGUCAAUGUCACCGAAGCUGAUUUCUUAACACUGUACACUGAGAAUGGGCCGAGUGUAUUAAUAGUACAGCCUGAGUAUGUAAUGGUUGGAGAUGAAGAUAACGAUAAUUUGCAAAGACUACAAGUUACUCUACAGAAUGAGCUUGACAUUGGUCAAGAGGCCAUCUUCUUUAAUGAGGAAGAGCUGGAUAAGAUUCCAGAUGAAAGCCUGAGGAGAGCACUCAAGAUAGUCCUUGGUGGCUAUGUUCAAAAUGGUUGUCCUAUUGGCAGAGUGCACUAUCCAAUGAUAGACCUUGAGCUGCUCCUGACGCUAGAGCAAAUGAACUAUACAGUUAAGAGCCUUCACUAUUGCAACACUGAUGAAGACCCUUCUCCCGAGAAUCGUACAAUUACUUUCAGAGUUCAAGAUCCUCAAGGUGCUUGGAGUAACAUUGAGACGGCCAUUGUUCAGAUAAGACCGAUCAAUGAUGUGCCGAUAUACCAACCAUCCCUUGGGUUUGAUCCCACUGUCACUACCCUAGAGGACACUCCAAUCACUAUCAGUGUCUUACAGAACUUUUUUGAUCACGAGGAGAUUCUUAAUGGCAGUGCUAUUCGUGUAGUAAGAAUAGAGCCAGAGUUUGGAGAAGCAACUGUUAAUAAAACUAACGGUAACAUAAAUUAUAGUCCAGCUACAAAUGACAAUGGUAUUCGUGUUAUUCACUAUCAAGCGUGUGAUUCAAGAGGUGGCUGCUCAAUUGUACAAAACAUUACGGUGACGAUUACACCUGUUAACGAUCCACCCUAUCUCUCUCAAGAUCUCAUUAUUGAGAUUGAAGAGGAUGUUGAAUCUGUUGUUAUAAAUCUCACACAAUAUCUAGCUGACCAUGAGGACGACCUCGUUCCCUCUUCAUCCUAUCCAGUAGCAACUGGUAUAUCUGAUGUCACUCUCCUCACUGUGUUCUUGGAUAGUACUAAUAAAAACAUGAUGACAAUCUCACCAACCCUUAAUAACAACGGAAUAGAUGCAUUCAAACUGACUUUCUGUGACAGUCAAGGAAGCUGCACUACUGUAAAUGUGACUGUCAUUAUUUUACCUGUCAACGACUUACCAGAAAUAAUUGUCAACUAUCCACCUAGCACUGUUACCUACACAACAGAUGAGGAUGUCCCCAUUUCCCUCUCAGUCACACUGUAUGAUGUAGAAUCCAACCUAUCCUCCCCAAUGAUUGUCAGCUUUCCUUAUAUGGGCAAUGGGAAUGUGACGCUGUCUCCGCCCGAUGGACUCUCCGUUGUACCGGUGUCCGAUGUUGUGGUGAGACGUAGGAACAGCUUGCGUCAGGAGGUCAGUUUCACUUAUGCUCCUGAUCAUGAUUAUAAUGGAAACGACUACAUUACACUCUCAGCUAUGGACAGUGAAGGAGGUGUCUCUGAGGUCAAUAUCAGUAUCAUUGUACGGUACAUCAAUGAUGCACCAAGGUUUGGUAUCACGAGUCUUGUCAUUAAAGAGGACACUCCUCAGUCUCUCACUCUCCCUGGAGGCCUUGAGGUCUCAGAUCCAGAGGAAGCCCUAUAUCCUGGAUCAUUCUAUAUACUACAACAGCCUCAGCAUGGUACCCUCUCUUACGACCCAAUUAACGGGACUCUCCUAUACAUACCUGAUCUACACUACUUCAGUACUCCUGAGGCUCCUGAGUAUUAUAUCAUUGGUGCAUGCGAUGGAGCUACUGAUGAUGAACUGUGUACUAAUGUCACUAUUAAUGUUACUGUAUUGUCAACUAAUGAUGCACCAGUCCUGCCUCCAUUCACAGUUACUGUGUAUGAGGAUCACGUACUCACGUUCAACCUCUCUAAUCACACGUUUGACGUUGAGGAUCAAACCCCGCCCAUCUCUCUCAUCACUCUCCUUGAUCCACUCCCACCUCGUGGCUCUGUACAGUUCAACAGGUUGAAUGGUAUUAUAACAUACACACCAAAUAAGGACUACUAUGGGAUGGACUAUUUAUAUUUUGAGUCCUGUGACACUGAUGCUCAUUGUACCAAUGGUACUGUUACUAUAAUUGUUCUUAAUGUUAAUGAUCCUCCUACUGCCGAGAGUUUUAUACACGACGUUAUUGAGGAUGAUUUUGAUUUGAUAUCAAUACGUGAUCACUCCAGUGACAGCGAGAGCCCUGAUACUGACCUCAAAAUCAAUCUCAUUGAUCCUAACACAAACCAACGAUUGGCAGGUAGAGAGGGCACUACACUUAACGGUGCUAAUCUUCGUAUAUACCAGUCCUAUGGGAUCAUCACUUACGAGCCUCCGAGCAAUUUCAUUGGCUACGAUAACUUCACCUUCAUGGUCUGUGAUACAUGUGAUCCUAGUCGCCUGUCUGAGCUGGGUAAGAUAAGUAUUGAUGAGGACUGUGUGAGACAGAAUGAAGUUGGAGUUAGCACUACGGAGAGUGCCACUUGUGCAAGGGCUACUGUUAGCCUGAUAGUUGCUAAUGACAGAGAUGUGCCUCUCAUUAAGAAUAUUGUUAGUACGACCAGUCAAGGAAUAUCAAUAGACCUUGAUCCAUUUAAUGAUUCAAGGGUACUCACUCCCAAUGGGUAUUUCUAUUCUAAUUCGUCCCUCAGUGUAUAUGAUGUUGAUGACUAUCAGUCUGUGUAUGCCAUGUCACGAGGCUUUAAUCUCACCCAGUUACAACUAUCUUCUACUACUAAUAUUAAUGAGAGUUCAUUGCGGCUUACAUCACAGCCUGACGGAACCGUUCAGCUACUUACCAGGAAUAAUCUAACAUAUUUUAGAUACACCCCACAGACUACAUUCAGUGGCUACGACAGCUUUACUUAUGAGAUAUGUGACAUAUCCCUGGAUGAAAGGCUUCCUCUCUGCUCUCAAGCAACAGCUAAUAUAAGAGUUACAACAGUGGGGCCUAGUAUUACCAGUGUAAUGGCGGUCUCAAGCCUUGACAGUAAUGGCAAUGACACUGAUAGUAAAGUGUCUAGAGGAGAUUCCAUUAGAAUCAGUUUCUCAGUUGAUACUAACAUGCCUCCUUACAAUUCUACCACUGCUACGCUCAGUACGUAUGACAUUGACAAAUUGUUUGAUUUUCCACAGAGAUUCAUACCUAGCAAUCUCAUCUUAAAUCCCUACGAAGGCCGUUGGAUCACACCAUCAGAAUUACAGAUCAAUAUAACUGAUGAAGGCUACCCACAGCCUGAGAGCAAAAUUGGCCACUGGACAAUAGCAGUGAGAGACAAUCCUGAGCAGAUAUGUGGUGCUAUUGAUGGAAAUGGUAGAGUUACAAUCACGCCUUAUUGUCUGGUAUCAUCAGACGGAUUCUCUAUUCAUUCCACAUCCGUCUCUCCACCAUUGACUGGUAACUGGGGUCUGCGACUACCAGAACUGUCAGCAGUGCUGCUCAGAAACGUUCAAGUAGAUGAUGCGGCACAGUUGGGAGAUGAUUUGUUUUUUGUUGACAGUCAAAUAAAGAUAAUAUUAAAAGAGCCUUUCUCUCAUUUCCAGCUCCAGUAUUACUGUCGUAUGCCUCCCGAGUACAUACUCAACGGAACUGAGCUAGCUGAAAACAUGACUUUUGUAGUCGUUGGAUGUGAGAAUAAGCUCAGAAACGGUUCUAACAUUGAAAACAUUUAUCCAAACCUUAUUCAGGAAACUAUGAGACAUUUGAAUAAUUUUUCUAGUGACGAGGAAGCCCGUCGAAAGAGACAGACCUCAAGUGGAAGAGGUGAUGUGGUGCAGCCAAUAAUAUCAGACAUUACGCUUCGUGUAGUAAGUUAUAGCGGAGAGCUGAAGAUUAAUCCAGUUAAUAAUCCAGUGGCUUUCACUUCAGCUAUUACUAGAGGAUUCAAUCGUACUACACUAGCUGUUGUCAUACAGAAGCUGCUUGGAGUUGAUGCUGAAAUAUUAGAAAGAAUUGAUAGAGACACCGUAAGGACCAGCAUUGGAUCAUAUUACACAGUGCAUGAUAACUUUAUAACUCCAUCUAUAUCCAGUGUUACUGCAAAUGAUCCCAAUUGCCUCCACACUGAGGUUGGUACAGGCGAUACACUCACUAUUGCCUUUAGUGAUGAUACAAAUCGACCCGCUGUAGCAACUAAGUCAGACAUUGACAAGAUAUUUAGAUUUGAUCCUCCACUGGCCUCUGAUUACACAGGAAGCUGGACGACACCCUCAUCCCUUGUUAUCACCAUUGGCAGUAGUCCCAGUCAAAACCUCUCUCUCAAUAGUUUUUCCCUUACUUUUACUCCGAAUACCUUUCAUGAUGGAAGCUAUGUUGUGUCCAACAAUACGUACUAUCCCACCGAGUAUCCACAGUGCAUUGGUAUUAACGUCUGUACCAAUAAUGGCUCUCAUGAAACAGUUGGUGUCUGUUCAGCUAAUGGUCUCUCGUGUCGAGCGUAUGCUACUCAUCAGAACUUGGCUGGAGAUUUCAGUGGAGGAGCUGUCUGUCGUGAGCCAGAGACCACACCUUUAACAUGGCUAUGGGUACUUAUAGGAGCCAUUGGUUUAAUACUGGUAUUCUUGCUUGUACUAUUGAUCUGCUAUUGCUACAGGAGAUACAAGCAGAAGAAGCAGAGAGAGGAAGCCAUGAGAGUAGUCAAGAGAUGGGAGAAAGAGAAGUAUGACGUCAAAAAAGAGACAGAGAAGAAGGAUAAGCCAGCCCCUUGGGUGAAGCCCCCUGACGUACAGACUAUAAGAGACAGUACUGAUCCUUUUAGUGAUACUGCUCAAGAUCCCUUCAGGAAUAUGCCUCGGCCACCAACAGCUGCUAAUGAGAACUUGCCUCCUAUUGCUGCUAUACCAAAGAGCUUUAUACCACGGGCAGGAGGACGGGUUGCCCCUAUGAUACCCUCAAUACAUGGAAUGGGUCUAUCUACACCUGCUGCCACUGGAGAGAGUGUCAACAGUCUUCACUCUUUAUCACCACUGGGUCUUCCACGACUGGUCAAUGUCCCUCAGAGAAGACCAUCAUUGGACUCCGUUAGUCCACCUCAGUUAGCUCCUCUUCAAGGACCACUCCACCUUUAUGGACAAAGAGCUCUAGGCCAGACCUCACCGACUCCAGAGGGACGGACUGCUCCUAUGCAGUCAUUACCAGGUGCUCUAAUACCCAAACAGCUUCCUCCAAUGGGUGCUAUUGGACAGCCUAAAGUACCCGUGAUGCGUAGCCUCUCAGUCCUGGCUCCUCCUGCCCUUCCUCCUAUUGGUGAACACGGAGGCAUUACCUCAUCCUCUGACGAGAACGUUACUAGUACCAGCGAGGCAGGUGGUGGGAUUACUUCAGAGGGUAGCAGACCUGGUCAGCUCUCACGGAGACCCUCGCUCCAGUCUCCAUUGCCCGGUGUCCUUAGACCUCCUCCUCUUAGACAACCCUCUGUAUCAGUUCUCCCUCCUGUGCCGUCUCGUCGUGUGUCCGCUGAUCCAUUUGCCACUGUCCCUACUCCUCUUCAAAGAGCUCCUACAACGUUAUCUCUCACUCGGCCGGUGAGCCAGGCUCCUUCUGACUUACGUAGACCAGCUUUACCCUCUAUACCGUCGACCAGGAGGGAAGAGGAUUCGUUUCCAGUUACCACGGAAACAGAAAUGAAUACAACGACAAGUGAUCCAGCAAGUGAUACAGGAACUGAUUAACUUUAACUUUAUUUAAUUAAUAAUUAUUAAUACUAUUUUUAAAACA